AUGGACGUCGACUCUAACAUGAUCGACCCCGCCCUGUCCGACUCCACGAUGGACCACAUCCCCUCCACCCACGCCAAAGCCCCGGCAAACGACGACGACGACCCAAUCGUGGCGUCAUACAACGUCUUCCUCAAGCCCUCGCUGCCCGCCCACCGCAGGGUCAUGAUCCUAGAGCACCCCAACAAGUCCGACGGCAAGAAGAUGGCCCGCGCCCCGCUCGAGAUCCGCAUGAAGACCAACACGGGCAUGGUCGAGGUUGACUACCCCAUCGACUACAACGCCUUCUACGACAGGUCCAAGGGCCUCAGCUGGGGCACCCACCUGCAGAAGAGCACCGAGGCCAAGAAGGGCGGCACCCACGGCCUCGCGGGCGGCUUCGGCGUCGGCGCGCCCCCGCCGCGCGCCAGGCCGGGGAGGGCGCAGGACGAGGUGUUCGACCCGAGCACCGACUGGGCCGAGGCGCUGAGGAAGGACUACGUCCUGCGAACGCAGACCCUGGGCGGGCAGAUGCCCGACACAAGCCAGGAGUCCAAGUACAUGGUUGGGGUAUUUUCUGGACCUCCACCACAUCGACGCCACUACCGAGCAGGAGCGCCUGGCCGCCACCGCGGCGGCGGCGGCGCGGGCGCGGCGGCGACCAAGGACGUCGCGCGCGCGAUCCACAUGACGGUCAAGCAGAACACGGACGGCAGCGAGGAGAUCGUCCAGGAGACGAUGGCGGACCGGCUCAAGAAGGUGCAGCUCGAGGCCUGGAAGAAGAUGCGCUACGUGCACGAGGAGGCCAGCGACUCGUGGGCCGUCGCCGAGGAGGCCCUGUACCUGCACCAGCCCGAGCCCGCCGCGGCGGAGCAGGACGCCGGCAAGGGCAAGGCGCCCGAGGCCGAGGCGGCCGACCCCCUGAGCCAGCCCGGCCUGCCGGACCUGGUCGACAAGCGGAUCGCGCGGCCCCAGAAGAACGUAAAGAUCGAGAUCUCCGACGACGAACCUGCUGCACCCGCGUCGAAGGCGAAGGGCAAGGGGAAAGCGGUUGCCACGACCACGACCACCACCACCACCACCACAAAGGCCACAUCCAGGGGUAAGAGAGCAACCAACACCGCGAAAGCAGGAUCUUCGAAAGCCAAGAAGAAUGAUUCAUGA
Diaporthe citri is the source of this 1140-nucleotide messenger RNA. RefSeq lists its product as uncharacterized. Gene Ontology annotation, biological process: DNA-templated transcription. Gene Ontology annotation, cellular component: nucleus; RNA polymerase III complex. The record is from RefSeq and is a predicted model, not a curated record. The transcript is spliced from 3 exons. The coding region runs from base 1 to 1140 and encodes 379 amino acids. Lineage: Eukaryota; Fungi; Ascomycota; Sordariomycetes; Diaporthales; Diaporthaceae.